AUGGUUCCCGCCCCUAUCGACCCAUCAAUCACCGACGUGGCGGAGCCGCGGAAGGACACUCUCGGGCUCCCCGAAACCACAAAGGCAAGACUAACCAAGGCUGGAGUGGACUUAUCAAAUGGAUACCCGUACCGUCCUUCGCGGCCUCUUUACCUGGACGAUGCGUACAAUAUUCGCAACAAGGAGAGGGAAUAUGUUGACGCCGGCUCGAGGGCGGACAAGUCCAAGAAGCACCUGUUCAGCGCAGCGACAAAAGUUACAAACCUGACGGCCCACAUUGGGACAGAGAUUGAGGGUCUUCAGCUGAAGGACCUCACGCCCGAGCAAAAGGAUGAGCUUGCGUUGCUCAUUGCUGAGCGCAGUGUCGUCUUUUUUAGGGAUCAGAAUCUGUCGCCUCAGCAGCAAAAGGAGUUGGGAGAUUGGUAUGGUGAAGUUGAAGUCCAUCCUCAAGUUCCACAAGUACCUGGCGUUCUUGGUGUCACAGUAAUUUGGCCAGCUUUGAUGGCCACCGAGAGAAAAGCCAACUUCCGUAACCCCGGAGGCGCCUCCAAAUGGCACACCGACCUGGUCCACGAGCGUCAGCCAUCCGGCAUCACUCACUUGCACAACGACGCUGUCCCGCCCAUCGGUGGCGACACUCUCUGGGCCAGCGGCUACUCGGCAUACGAGAAGCUUUCGCCUGACUUCCGCAAGAUCAUUGACGGAAAGUACGCCGUCUACCGUUCUGCUCACACGUACCUUGACCGGAACGACCCCGAAGCUGGACCAAAGCACAUUGAGCGGGCGCACCCUCUUGUUCGCGUCCACCCUGCGACAGGAUGGAAGUCUCUCUAUGUAAAUCGGCUAUUUACGUCGCAUAUUAUUGGGCUGGAUAAGGCGGAGAGUGAUGCCAUUUUGAACUACCUCUUUGAUGUGUACGAGAAGAACGUGGAUAUUCAAGUCCGUUUCAAGUGGACUCCCAACACUAGUGCUCUCUGGGAUAACAGAAUCACUAUCCACAACGCCAGCUGGGAUUAUGAGGGUAAUCACCCUCGUCACGAAACUCGCGUGACUUCUCUUGCCGAGAAGCCGUACUUUGAUGCCGCUGCGCCUAGCCGACGUGAAGCGUUGGGCUUACUGGGACCGGAUGAGAAGGAGGAGCUAGGCAUUGAUGGGACAAUCAAGGGGCUGAAGGAUUUCUCCCUGUAG
Molecule: messenger RNA, 1188 nt
Organism: Colletotrichum godetiae
Lineage: Eukaryota; Fungi; Ascomycota; Sordariomycetes; Glomerellales; Glomerellaceae
Product: TfdA family taurine catabolism dioxygenase TauD
Exons: 3
Coding region: 1-1188 (395 amino acids)
Cellular component (GO): cytoplasm
Molecular function (GO): 2-oxoglutarate-dependent dioxygenase activity
Source: RefSeq, a predicted model, not a curated record